AUGCCCGGGCCGCCGUGGCGGGCCACAUAUAGGGGCUGGGAGGGCGGCUACCCCGAGAUCGUCAAGGAGAACCAGCUGUUCGAGCACUACUACCGCGAGCUCGGGAUCGUGCCCGACGGCGAGUGGGACCAGUUCAUGACUGCGCUCCGCGAGCCGCUGCCGGCCACGCUGAGAAUCACGGGCUACAAGAGCCAUGCAAAAGAAAUUCUUCAUUGUUUGAAGAACAAGUAUUUUAAGGAAUUGGAGAAUCUGGAGGUGGAUGGUCAGAAAGUUGAAGUUCCACAGCCCUUAAGUUGGUAUCCUGAAGAACUUGCCUGGCACACAAACUUAAGUCGGAAAAUCUUGAGAAAGUCUCCACAGUUGGAAAAGUUUCAUCAGUUCCUGGUCAGCGAGACUGAAUCUGGGAACAUCAGUCGUCAGGAAGCCGUCAGCAUGAUUCCGCCACUGCUGCUUGGUGUCCGGCCACAUCAUAAGAUCUUAGAUAUGUGUGCAGCCCCUGGAUCGAAGACCACACAGCUAAUUGAAAUGCUGCAUGCAGACAUGAACGUCCCCUUUCCAGAGGGAUUUGUUAUCGCUAAUGAUGUGGACAACAAGCGCUGCUAUCUGCUCGUUCAUCAGGCCAAAAGGUUAAGCAGUCCCUGCAUCAUGGUGGUAAACCAUGACGCAUCCAGCAUCCCUAGACUCACAGUGGAUAUGGACGGAAGGAAAGAGAUUCUCUUCUAUGAUCGAAUUUUAUGUGAUGUCCCUUGCAGUGGAGAUGGCACCAUGAGAAAAAACAUUGACGUUUGGAAGAAGUGGAGCACCCUAAACAGCCUGCAGCUGCAUGGUCUACAGCUGCGGAUUGCCACGCGUGGCGCGGAGCAGUUGGCAGAAGGGGGGAGGAUGGUGUACUCUACGUGCUCGCUGAACCCCAUCGAGGAUGAAGCAGUCAUAGCAUCCUUGCUGGAGAAGAGCGAAGGUGCUCUGGAGCUUGCUGAUGUAUCUGGUGAACUGCCAGGACUGAAGUGGAUGCCUGGAGUCACUCAGUGGAAGGUCAUGACAAGAGAUGGGCAGUGGUUUGCCGACUGGGACGAGGUCCCCCACAGUCGGCAUACCCAAAUCCGACCUACCAUGUUCCCGCCGAAGGACCUGGAGAAGUUACAGGCCAUGCACCUAGAGCGAUGCCUUAGAAUAUUACCCCAUCAUCAGAAUACUGGAGGGUUCUUUGUGGCAGUACUGGUCAAAAAAUCUUCAAUGCCAUGGAAUAAACGGCAACCAAAGGUGCAGGGCAGAUCUGCAGAAACCAGAGAAACCUCACAGCCAAGCCCUGCACCUCCCACAGAGGAAAACCUCACAGAGUCCGGUGAGCUGCAGAAUCAGCCAGAGACUGGGCCUGGGGACACAGACAUCAGCGAGACAGCUGUGAGCAGCUUAGAGAAUGAGACCAAGAAAGAUGGAGUGUGUGGUCCUCCUCCAUCUAAGAAAAUGAAGUUAUUUGGAUUUAAAGAAGAUCCAUUUGUAUUUAUUCCUGAAGAUGACCCAUUAUUUCCACCUAUUGAGAAGUUUUAUGCUUUGGAUCCUUCAUUCCCAAGGAUGAAUCUGUUAACUCGAACUACAGAAGGGAAGAAGCGGCAGCUCUACAUGGUUUCUAAGGAGCUGCGCAACGUGCUGCUGAACAACAGUGAGAAGAUGAAGGUUAUUAACACGGGGAUAAAGGUGUGGUGUCGAAAUAACAGUGGUGAAGAGUUUGACUGUGCCUUCCGGUUGGCACAGGAGGGAAUAUAUACAUUGUAUCCAUUCAUUAAUUCAAGAAUUAUAACUAUAUCAAUGGAAGAUGUCAAGAUAUUGUUGACCCAGGAAAACCCUUUUUUUAGAAAACUUAGCAGUGAGACCUACAGCCAAGCCAAGGACCUAACCAAAGGAAGUGUUGUGCUGAAAUAUGAGCCGGAUUCUGCGAGUCCAGACGCCCUUCAGUGCCCCAUCGUGCUGUGCGGCUGGCGGGGAAAAGCCUCCAUUCGGACUUUUGUGCCCAAGAACGAGCGGCUGCAUUACCUGCGGAUGAUGGGGCUGGAGGUGCUGGGAGAGAAGAAGAAGGAGGGGCUCAUUCUCACCGGGGAGAACGUGGCUGAGCCUGUGCAGACAGGGGCCCAGGAGUGCGCCGAGCCCCAAGCAGAGGCUGACGCCCCGGACAGCACCCCAGGCGGUGACUCAGCCGCAGCCGAGCCUCCCCGGUGAGGACUGGCACGCCGAGCCCGCCGCUUCCCUUGGUGUUGGAAACCGAGUCCAGAGCCACCUCUGACUGUAAAGCGUACUUCUAAAGCCUGCAGGCGGGUGUGCGGGGAGGAGCUGUACGGCUCUUACCGCGCUGAUGACAGAGGAAGAUUUGUAACAUCUGGAGUGGGGCUGGGUCCCGUGGCCCUUUGGGGGCAGAAAGCUGCCCUGCUGGGUUCGGGUCCCUGUGUCUGUGUUGUCUUUAAGAUGACCGCUGUGGGGGGGCGUUCCCAGCUCCUGGUACCUGGACGCCGCUGUCACCUUCACGACGCUGUCGAGUGGCAUGCUAGCCGUGCACCGUGCGUCUGGGGCCUCGGGUGACUUUGUGCCUUUUGUAAUGGAGGGUGGAGUAAACUUCCUUGGGUUUGCACUCUGUCGGGAACUGUGAUGCAGGCCGUGGAAGCUUUGUGCUUUUCUUCAGGGGUGCUCCUGACUGGAGUGGCCAUCCUUGGGUGUCUCAAUAAAGAGUUGUUAAUGA
Molecule: messenger RNA, 2728 nt
Organism: Dipodomys ordii (Ord's kangaroo rat)
Lineage: Eukaryota; Metazoa; Chordata; Mammalia; Rodentia; Heteromyidae
Gene: Nsun2
Product: NOP2/Sun RNA methyltransferase family, member 2
Exons: 19
Coding region: 1-2214 (737 amino acids)
Biological process (GO): tRNA methylation
Cellular component (GO): cytoplasm; nucleus
Molecular function (GO): tRNA binding; tRNA (cytidine-N5)-methyltransferase activity
Source: RefSeq, a predicted model, not a curated record